Coccinella septempunctata (seven-spotted ladybird) is the source of this 617-nucleotide messenger RNA. RefSeq names its product 28S ribosomal protein S10, mitochondrial (gene mRpS10). Gene Ontology annotation, cellular component: mitochondrial small ribosomal subunit; mitochondrion. The record is from RefSeq and is a predicted model, not a curated record. The transcript is spliced from 3 exons. Bases 80 to 580 code for a protein of 166 amino acids. Lineage: Eukaryota; Metazoa; Arthropoda; Insecta; Coleoptera; Coccinellidae.
AUCACAGAAAACCAUAAAUUAAGUGAGGUUAGAAACAAAGUAACCUAAAAAAAUUAUCCAAAAAUAAAAAAUAUUCGAAAUGUUUGGACUGUGUAGACAAACUUUAUUACGCGAUAUUUUCAGAUGUGGUUAUCAGUUUCCUUUCAAGACUUUAACUCAAGCUGCAAAUGUAGCGGAAACAAGUCAAGAAGAAUUAGACAAGUUGUUCAAAACAGUGGAAGUGGAGCUCCGUGGGAACGACCCUGCAGUCUUAAAUAGCUUUAUCAAAUUUGCGAAGACAGCAGGAAAUCACUUGAAUAUACAAUCACAAACUUGGCAUUUACGUAAACCUACACAUACCAGAUACACAGUUCUUAAGUCUGUACAUAUUUAUAAGAAACACAGGGUUCAAUACGAGUUUAGAACUUAUUAUAGUUUCAUCAGCUAUAAACAUUUAACUGAAUCUACUGCUUCUACAUUGCUUGAAUAUAUUCAGAGAAAUCUACCUGAAGGUGUAGCCUUAAAGGCUACCAUGAUAGAGCUUCAAAAACUACCAGAACAUUUGGUGAAUGAGGAUCAAAAGCAAUUAGAAUCAAGUUGAGAUGUAUUUAUUGAAUUGUAAUAUAGUAUAAGACAGA